AUGGCGAUUCUCGAAGAAUUUCUGGAGUCUAUCCUGAAGUUCCUUAGGACAAAAGACUCAGCAAAUCUACAGCUAUGGCUUCGAGUUGAACCUCCCCUUCCCGAUCAUUACUUCCAACUUGGUCAGGAAUUGAGAGCAUCAUUCCAAAAUAGUACUGCACUCGAACGCCAAAUUGCCAAACUCCUACCAGACGACCCCGACGCAAGUUACGAAGAUGGCAACGUUUGGCCGGGCUUUUUGGCUUUCAUGAAGGACUACUUGGAAUUCUGGAGAGAUGUCAAUUUUGAGGAUUUGUUGGAAACACAUUCACAGCUCACAGCUUUAGCAAGUACUUGUCUAGCAGCUUUGUCCAAUCCAACGUACGGGAUAGUUAUACUACCAACGGCCAUCCAACUAUCUACAGCCCUCGCCAAACUUGCCAUGACCCUUGACAAACGACCGGAUUUGACUAGACGAUUGCGAAGAGUCGCCGACGUCGAUGCAGGCGAAAACAGGAAGACUUUGGUAGAAGGCACUGCAGAAACAAUACAACGCGCGUUUACUGUUUGCCUAACGGAAAGGACCACAAACAGAAAUGGAGUGGGGGCGGAUGGAAAACCAGAGGGGAAGAAAGUUGGAAUAUACUCGUUUGCGAAUUUGGCUUUGAAACUCUUCUUCCAAGUAUGGUGGCCUCUAUUCGAUCCAUGGAUUAAUGCUGAAUGGUCCCCUGCUGGGAUUCUGGAAAAGUUCACACCAAUUGUCAAAGCCAUAAAAUUAGGCGAUCUGAUUGCUUUUAAGCGCUCUCUGGGACCAGAAGGUGGAAAUGAAAAAUGGUUCUUCGACAAGGGAAUUCUUUUGCCGCUAUUGUAUCGCUGCGAACCAUAUGUGUGGCGUUCACUUGCACGACGAGUCUUAUGUUUGACAUAUCAAUGGCCAUUCGACCCUAACUCCAAAAAAGCACCAACUCUAAAUCUUGUUGACUUGGUCACAGCUGCGCAGUAUUGCCAGAAGGUCCUUGAAGGCUGGGAGCGACCUGUAGAUUCUACUGCUUUUAUGCAGUCUGGUCGAACACAUACAAAUACGAUGUUCAUGACAGCACCAGAUCUAAUAAAGCCACCUCCAGGCACGGUGAAAAUUUCUGCAAAUGUUGGAGUAAUUUGGGGUAGCAAAAUGCCAGAUAUGUUGGAUAUCGAGGCAAUUGUUGCAAGUUUAGUCCAACAAGGACUACUCAGGGGGUUUAUAAGUCAUAUACAAGGAAAAUUUGCGAUUUUGGGCGCAAAACAAAGGGGAGGACCAUUGAAUGCAGGUUUCCCAACUAUUUGGGAAGUCAUUAAGGAUAGAGCUGAGAAAGAAGGACAUGGUAAUGAAGUACCUGGUUGGGUCACGGGCGACAGCACUGAAUUUACUAGUGGAGGAAUCGUUAAUUUGACUGGAAUCGCUCGGCCAGCUGGCGCAACAUGA
Molecule: messenger RNA, 1440 nt
Organism: Sclerotinia sclerotiorum 1980 UF-70
Lineage: Eukaryota; Fungi; Ascomycota; Leotiomycetes; Helotiales; Sclerotiniaceae
Exons: 3
Coding region: 1-1440 (479 amino acids)
Biological process (GO): post-transcriptional tethering of RNA polymerase II gene DNA at nuclear periphery; poly(A)+ mRNA export from nucleus; transcription elongation by RNA polymerase II
Cellular component (GO): transcription export complex 2
Molecular function (GO): RNA binding; double-stranded DNA binding
Source: RefSeq, a predicted model, not a curated record